This is a messenger RNA of Anolis sagrei ordinatus, 3297 nucleotides long. Lineage: Eukaryota; Metazoa; Chordata; Lepidosauria; Squamata; Anolidae. The record is from RefSeq and is a predicted model, not a curated record.
ACUGCCUGGAUUAAGAGCCUGAUACAGUUCAGUCUCACAACCUGAGUAUGUGCAGUCAUGGUGCCUGGGAAGUCACGACUUGAUGGGAUCUGAAUCUUUUCCUGCUUUGGGAAUGGACUUAGGAAAACAUAAGGGAGAAGCUUCAACAAGAGACACUGUGUGGAAGGAGAAAAUGAAGGUUCCUUCUGAAUCAGGAUUCCUGAAGUUCACAUUUGUUCCUGCAUUUGGAAGGCUACCAACUCAGCACCAUAUUACUGAUGCUCCAUCUUCUAUGAUUGGCAUUGGAGGAAGACCUGUGGAUAAGAACUACCAGGAAAAUACUAGAAACAGACAUAGAGCAGGUGCUGAAGAAGAGGCCACAGGAAGCGGAAAGAAAGGAAACAGUAGCAGAAACAGCAGCCAGAAUCGAUUCCAAAGCAAAGAGCAUAACACAAGCAGGGGCGGAAUGGACAAGGAAGACCUUUUCAAAGCAGAGUUUGUCUUCUUUACGGACUCGGAUGAAGACACAAAAGCUGCUAUGCGCAAUGGCUAUGGAAUAGAAAGAACUGAACAUUCACCUACAUCCAGUAUAUCUCCCAGGAGUGAGACAAUACGACAAGUGAAUGCUCCACAGCCAUGUCUUCAUACUGACCCUCUGUACAGCCCUUCCACUCAUCCCAAACAUGCUCAGCUAACUUCUCCUCUGUCUACCUCUGAUCAUCCUUCCUAUAAAUCACCUGUUGCCCAUUUCCUUUCUCCAACUAACAUGAAAGUCAACCAUGAAUUGCCCUUUUCUGCUGCUUACGAAGCUUCUUCUAUGCAAGAAUCCCAUCGCCAAUGGCAGGCUGCAAAUGGAUCCUCUGUUCAUCAGUCAUCUACUUAUUUUCAUUCUUCCACAUCUUCCAGUUUACCUUCUUCCAUACUCAAAACACCUUCCUUUCCACUUGAUGACCUUUCAGACAGUGCUCAGUUAACUAGUGGGUUCCUAGGUAAUGGUCCUCACAAGUUAACUGAGACCCCCUCCCCACCGCUUUUAGCUCACAAGGACUCACCGCAUCCAUCACAAGUUCUCAGUUCAGUAGAUGUGCUUCAGAGAUCAUCUCCUAGGGCUGUUUCUCCUCUUCCUUCCAAGAAACUUACCACAUGGUCCGUGGUUCCAAUCUCAAUCACAACCCACUUAUUAUCUCCUAGUCCAAAGCCUCUGUCUUCCCCUCUGUAUGGUUCUUCCUCCACCAUAUAUAGUGUAAACAAUCCUUGUAGCCAAAUGUCAUCAAGUGGAAAUCUUUUGACCUCUGGCAUUCAGUCCCCUCUCCCAACAAGGCUGUCUUUUUUGACUGCUAUUCUGAAGUCAGGAUCCUCUCCUAAAAGGCCAUUUUCUCCUGCGUCUUGUCCUGUCACCCUUUCUCCCUGUUCAUUAGGCUCGUCAACACCAACAAUUGACCCAAAGUUGAAAACAACUCCUCCAACUCCCAAGAAAUCUUCCUCAAGUUUUUCUUCUGUUAGGUCUGCCUCUCCAAACCAAGAUGGAUACCAACUUUCAGUAUUUUCUCAUGUGCCAGAUCACACAUCGUUGUCCCCAAAAUUCAGUCCUGAUCUUGGAACAAGAGCAUUGUCCUCUAAAAGGCAUCUCAGUGCCAGGGCACUCUCUCCUGACAAAUUACGUCCUUUGUCCCCAACAAUUUCAUCCUACAGAAAAACAACGGUAUCUCCUCUUUUACUGCCCAAAUCACCCAAUUUUUCCUUACCUCCCCACGGGUCAAGAAAAGGGGCCCUCUCCCCUGCUAACAGAACACAGGGAGCUGAAAAGUCUAAGAAGAUAAGCACCUACUCGCCCAUGUUCACUGCCAAAUCCAUUCCUGUGUCGAUGCCUAUUUUCAAUCAAAGGGACUCAGUUUCUCCCACUUCAAAGAAAGUUUGCCUCUCUCCAGCUCAGAGACAUUCUAGCAACCAAUCUAUGGGACGUUUACGACAUGCUUCUGCUAAGGAUCCAGAUGCCCAUUUAUCAGCACCUUGCCAGCCCUUUUCUCAAACAGGCACAGGAUCACCUAUUCCUCCAGCCUGUAAUAUUAACACUCCUUUUUCUCAAGCAAAUUCUUCCUCAAUUUACUCAAACUUCAGAGCUUGCCCAUCCUCUUCAAGAUCCAGGACUCCAACUGUAACACAGCCUCUAUCUCCAACCAGGGUGCACUCACCUUGCGCCAUAGCAUCAAGAUCCAGGGAAUCAACUUCUCCACUGUCCUUCUCUCUGCCUUCUGACUCUGAGAAUAAGAUUCCCAAGAUCAAGACAAGCUACAAGGCAUUUGCAGCAAUUCCCACCAACACACUGCUUCUGGAGCAGAAGGCACUUGAUGAACCAACCACAGGAGAAGGAGUGAUUGAGGACAGAACUCUGGACACACAUUCUGAGAUGUGUUCUCCUGCUCAGCUCAGGCAACAAACAGAAGAGCUGUGUGCCGCUAUUGAUCAAGUCUUACAGGAUCCCUUGACUAUGCGCCGAUGUGAUUCUUCUCCAAGCUCCCUGCAAAACAUACGGGAUUCAGAUCUAAGCAGAUCAUCUACACCUUCACAGAGAUCAGCUGGACGGGAAACCAGAUUUGCUAACCUCUACUUAUCGGGGCCUAUAGUGACUGAGAGUCAGAAGACAAAACCUGGUGUCAUCCGCCCAACAAUGGUGAAAGCAAAAAUAAUAGUAAAAGAAGAGGAACCUGUCCAGCCAAAUCCAUUCAAAAAGUACUUAGAAGAAACCACUGAUCUCCAAACGGAACAACCUACACAUCCAAUAGUACCUAUUCCAGAAGAUGAAGCGCUCAGCUCUAAAGAGCUCUGUUCUGCUACCAUAAAAGACAAAACUCAUUUGCCACACUACCAAGAAAAGAAAGAUACCAAGAAAGAAAACUUUCCAGACAAUGGAGGUCCUCACAGCAGAGCUCAAUGUCUACUCAGAAGAGAUCUUGGGAAUGGUGUUGGAAAAUCCUGCUAAGCUGCCGCCAUGAAAGUUCAAUCUCUAAGAGCUAGCACAGACACUGGCUAGUGUUCUCAGUGUUAAUUGUAGAGAAUAUUUAACAGUCAGAUUCAACGCUGCCAAGGAAUCCAUGCUGAAGAAAACUGCGACUUAAUAUUGUUCCCCACCCACAUUGCCUGUAAUAUAACUUUAAAAAAUUGGUAACACAUCAUACAUAAUCAUGAUCAUAAACAUGAAAGGACUGUGGAAAAUGUCCAUGCAAUUGCCAAAUGGGUUUUUAAUGGAUAUUUUGAAGAAAACAGCUUCAUUUAUGGAGAAAGCUACUUACGCUAUGAAAUAAAAUAAUGAUGAUGGCA